CUCCAGCGGGUAUCAGCACCGCCUUGUAAAUAUACUCUUCUCUCGUGGUUCCUCUUUUCACAGCGCUCUCUCCCCCCCACCUCACCCAUAUUCCCCACCAGCAAAAGGAGCACAGGAGAAAAAGCAGCACAAAGAUGUCCAACGACUUUGUAAUGACCAUCGACGACGACGACGAGUCGGUGCCCUUCCUCGAUGAGGAGGAGCUUGACCAGGAGGAAGUCGUCACCAAAAAGAAGAGCAAGAAGAAUAAGAAGGGUAGUAACCAGGUUCCCAAGGAUACCGGAGACCUUGAUCCAAACUUUUCUUUUGAUACCGAGGGGGGUGGACAUAUGGGCGCCCACCACGAUUGGGACUUCACAGCUGCCAGAGCUGCCCUGCGCGCUCAGGACGAGAUGCAGCCCGGCUUGAGUCUAGACGAAAUUAUUGCACGGAAGCGUGCUCAGGUCAAGGCCAAGAAGUCAGGAAAGAUCGUUGCGCCUGUGGAGGAGGAGAAGGAGAUCAAUGAGGACGAUGAGAGUGAAUUCCAAGAGGCCUCAGAUUCGGACGAGGAGGGUGAUGAAAACGACAUGGAGGGUAUCAAGUUUGACGAGGAUGAUGAAGAUAAUGAUGAUGAUGGUUUUGGCGCUGGUCGUGACGAGGAUGCUGGACUUGAAGAUAAUGAGGCUGAAGCGGCUGAACUGGAGGAUGAAAGUGAGGAGGAAUCAGAGGAUGAGGAGUCGGAAGGAUCAGAAUCAGAAGACGAGGAAGAGGAAGAGGAGAACGAUAGUGAUGAUGAGGAGGAGGAAACAGAGUACCAGAAAGAGCGUAAAAAAGCAUACUUCGCUCCGGAAUCAGACACUCCCGUCGAUGUUGCCGAGACAUUUGCCACCAUGAAUCUCUCACGUCCUAUUCUGAAAGGGUUGGCGCAGGUCGGAUUUGUUCAGCCUACUCAGAUUCAGGCUAGAACCAUCCCUGUGGCAUUGAUGGGCAAGGACAUCUGUGGUGGUGCCGUUACUGGUUCAGGAAAGACUGCCGCCUUUGUGGUCCCCGUUCUGGAGCGUCUCCUUUACAGAUCCAGGCAGACAGCAACAUCGCGUGUUUUGAUUCUCUGUCCGACUCGUGAGUUGGCCAUUCAGUGUCACAGUGUCGCUCAGAAACUCGCCAGCUUCACGGAUAUCACCUUUGGACUUUGUGUCGGUGGUUUGUCGCGCAGUGCUCAGGAGAUUCAGCUUCGCACGCGCCCAGAUGUCUUGAUCGCCACCCCUGGUCGUUUGAUCGAUCAUAUCCUCAACUCGCGCUCUUUCACCCUCGACCACAUCGACAUCUUGAUCAUGGAUGAGGCCGAUCGUAUGCUCGAGGACGGUUUCUCAGCAGAGUUGACCGAAAUUGUCAAGGCUUGCCCUCAGAACCGACAGACGAUGCUCUUCUCCGCCACUAUGACAGACAAUGUUGACGAACUGAUCCGCAUGUCUCUGAACAGACCUGUUCGUCUUCAAAUCGAUGCCAGCAACGCCACAGCAGCACGCCUGAUUCAGGAAUUCGUCCGUAUCCGUCAUCAUCGUGAGGAGGAUCGUCCAGCAGUAUUGCUGGCGCUGUGCUCCCGUACAUUCAAGCGUCGUGUUAUUAUCUUUUUCAGGUCCAAGGCAGCAGCACAUCAGAUGAAGAUGAUUUUUGGACUCAUGGGACUUCGUGCGGCAGAGUUGCACGGAAAUCUCACGCAGGAACAGCGUCUGGCGUCUUUGGAGGAAUUCAGGGAUGAGCGCGUUGACUUUUUGUUGGCCACGGAUCUCGCCUCUCGUGGUUUGGAUAUCAAGGGUAUCGAUACCGUCAUCAACUUCAACAUGCCCCAAAAUUACUCCAUCUACCAGCAUCGUGUCGGUCGUACGGCCCGUGCGGGACGAAACGGUCGUGCUGUGACCCUGGCAGGAGAGAAUGAUCGCAAGCUGUUGAAGAUGGCGAUCAAGAACGCAGAUAAGAAGACGGUCAAGCACCGCGUGAUUCCUCAGGAUGUCAUUACCCGGUACCGUGAGCGCGUCGAGGGCUUGACGGAGAGCGUGAAGGAGAUUAUGGCAGAGGAGAAGGAGGACAAGGUCCUUCGCCAGGCAGAGAUGGAGAUGAAGAAGAGUCAGAACCUGUUGAAGCAUGAGGACGAGAUUUACAGCCGACCGGCCAAGACGUGGUUCCAAACUACAGAUGAGAAGAAAUUGGCUGCAGACAAGGGCAAGGCUGCAUUGAACGACCCUAAGAAGCGCAAGGCCGUCGAUGCGGAUGCACCUAAACGUGACCGCUUCGCAGGCAUGUCUCGCGCUAAGCGAAGACGUCUGCAGCUCACGGAGGAGGAUCAUCAGGACAUCAACUCUCACGCAAAGUCGAUCAAGUCCGCAAAGAAGGCGCUCAAACCCAACAAGAUUCCCAAACUGGCACCGGAGAAGGUCGCCACGAAACCCCAGGGUCAGAAGAAAAAGAAAAAGAAGGACGUUGAUUUUAGUAGAGAUCUGGCUGAUGCCUCGAAACAGGGCGUCGCAGCUGCCAAGAAGCUGGGCGGCGGAUCGAAGUUUGGAAAGGACAAGAAGGAUGAGAAGAAGGAACGUGGCGGUAAAUUGGGCAAACUUCGUGGCAACAAGUCGUUCAAGAGUUCAAAGAAGUACAAGAGACGUUAAAACAGCGCGCAGCGUGCAUCUAUAAACCCAAUCAUAUUGCAUUCACCCAUCUCAUUCAAC
Messenger RNA from Gamsiella multidivaricata, 2699 nucleotides. RefSeq names its product P-loop containing nucleoside triphosphate hydrolase protein. Lineage: Eukaryota; Fungi; Mortierellomycota; Mortierellomycetes; Mortierellales; Mortierellaceae. Gene Ontology annotation, molecular function: nucleic acid binding; ATP binding; RNA helicase activity. The record is from RefSeq and is a predicted model, not a curated record. Bases 135 to 2639 code for a protein of 834 amino acids. The transcript has 6 exons.